AUGUCUUCAGCCAUAGGCAAAGACACGCCUACUCGUCCGGUGGAUACUCCGGAGGGCUCCGCUGCAGGGGACGAAGGACACGGACAGUCCUCCGCGAAAUACCCGGCCGUCAAGGAUCGCAAAUGCCAGUACUGUCACCAGGCCUUUACCUCGUCCUCUCUCGGUCGACAUCUUGAUCAAUUCCUUUUCAAGAAAAAGCCUGAUGGGGUUCAUGAUGUCGAGGAGAUCCGACGCCUUCGGAGUGGGAUCACCAGGCGACAGGCUCGAACCUCGUCCACCAAACGCGACAACCUCGAACGGAGCACUGGCAAGGGCCAGCCGGAUUCGCCUGCCAGCGCUCGGGAAGGUCGACGGGCAUCUCGAGAUGGAGUCAGGAUGAUGUUUAACACGCCUACAUGGCACGCGACUGGCGUGAUCAACGACAUUCCCAAUCCGAACCGCACGCGCGAGUUCGCCGGAUCGUAUCGGCCCUCGGUAUCCCAGUCCGCCGCGUCAAUUACUCUUCCGGAUUACGCAAACAGGAGUUCAGAUACAGCCAGCCAGGAUACCUUGCGCUCUCUCGAACUGGCCUUACGCGAGGUGUUGGACAAUAUUAAGGCUGCAGCCAGUACGAGUCUACGUCCACGAUUAUCCCCGUUUGACUUUGAGAUCCAGUCGCAGACAUUUCCCUCACUUUGUUUACAAUUGCUUCCAGCGCCUCCGACUUUGUUCUCGACACAUCCGUUCCCGUCGCCUUCGUCAUUUCCACUCCAGCCCCCUGGGCCUGAACAUCUGGAGAUUGUCAGACAGGCACUCCGUUCCAGGAUUCAACAGUGGCUUUCCGAUCAACUAGCGGUUGAUGCGUCCAGCGCUUCCCAAUCUGGGCAGGCGGGCAUCGGUCUGGAUGCGAAUAUGAUCAAUCGAAGUGCGCAACAGCACGAGGACAUGAGCUCCAGGCAUCUCGAUCUGUCCUUUAAUCAUUGGAUGUCCUUGUCUCCGGAAGCUCGAAGGAACCAGUGGCAACUGGAAAUCACUCGGGCAUUUGUGCGAGAGGCCGAGAAGCGCAAAUCAUCAGAUGAACAAUUGGCCCGGGUGCAGCAGGAAGCGAACCAGCUUCGCGCGCAGGUGGUGAAGCUGGGUUCCUGCCAAUGGCCAAGGGAGUUCGCUCUCUUCCCUCCGGACUUUUUGCCCCUGCCGCGCGAUGUUAUUAGGGAGCUGGACGCGAAGGAAAGCCAGGCCAGUCCGAAUUCCGCAAGGUGGGAUUACGACAACCUUGUUGCCAAGUGGAAGCGUGUGGUGAUGCAUAACAAGAGCAUGGGCCGUAUUGGAGUAGGGCAUUCGAACGUCCUCGCGGAUGAGAACAAUCCAGACAACACACGAGGGCGUGGUGACGAUUCAACGAAUCGCUCUACCGCCCCCGCCUCAACUGCAAACCGAGCGAAGACAGCUCAGCCUCCGGCGAAUGUCAGUCCAGAGCACACAGGCGCAAGUUCCGCAUUUGCACCUUCCAAUACGACGCCACCCUUGACUUAUCAAAAUGUACAUCAAAGCCCACGAGCAGGCCCUCCGGCCAAGCGUCCACGCCUAAUGAACGGCAACUUGAAUAGCAACCACAACAACCACGGCGUCGACGGUGUCGACGGCGAGAAUGUUCCGCCCGGGAACAGUAUGAGCACGAGCACUAGUCAGAAUCCUGCCGGCAUGUCUAGUGCAUGA
Messenger RNA from Monascus purpureus, 1695 nucleotides. The record is from the annotation of a GenBank genome assembly. NCBI's taxonomy places the organism in Eukaryota, Fungi, Ascomycota, Eurotiomycetes, Eurotiales, Aspergillaceae.